AUGUGUCAGUGCAAGUUCAAGUGAAUUUGGGUUGGGAAUUUGGGCGAAGUUUGAAUCGACUUUAGGGAUAUACCCAAUACUAUUGGAGACUUGACUAACCAGAAAAGCUUAUAUUGAAUAGGCUCAGACACUAGCGGGACUCUUGUCUUUACUUUUAUUGAUGCUAAUUCCAAUCGAGACUCUAAUGACUUUUCCGUAGACGUGCCAUUACGUAAUUUUUAUUUAGAUUCAUGGACCUUUUUGGUACUAUAUUGGGUAGGCUCAACCUUUAACAUUUAUAUGCCAGGACAUCAAGCCAUUUCAAAGACUGCAAAGCCUGGGUUUACCUUUUUUGCUCCAGCUGGCGGACAAAUCAUUCUUGGUAGGGGACUUAAGGCUUAUUAUUAUGAAAUGAUUGGGUUCAAGUCAGCUACAAUAAAUGCUGCGACUGAUGUGAUUGCUUUAUCUGAUGGCUCAACAGCAGACUAUGCAGCCACAGGGACUUGCUCAGUAAAUUGUGCUGAUACUUAUUGUCAUCCAGUAAAACAAUGCCUGGGAUCGUUAAGUUCUUGCAAUUCUUGCGACACAAGUAGCUGCUUGCGAUGCGAAACUGGCUAUUUCCUUCAUGCUAAUGCAGGCUUAGCAGCUUGCCUUUGUAAUUUUUAUUUAGCUUGUGCUGAAUCUUGCAGUUCAUGCACCACAAGUCCAGAAUGUUUUGAGUGUGCUGAAAUUAUUGUUAAAGAAGGAUCUACUUGUAGCCUAUAUUCUAUUGGAUUUCAAAUCAGUUUUGCUGCCCCCAACAUCAAAAUUGAUUUUGCUUCUCCACUUACUGCUACUCUAACUAGAUCCAGCUUUGUGGUUAAAGCAAAUGAUGGAUCAACAAUUAGCACUUCUGGCUGGACAUUAAACUCUUGCACUGUGGGGGCAACAAGCUGCAUUAUUUUGACGGACAACGUAAAUGAAAGCAUGCUGCCUAUUGAAGCUGAGUUGGAUUUUGCUUAA
This is a messenger RNA of Blepharisma stoltei, 981 nucleotides long. The record is from the annotation of a GenBank genome assembly. NCBI's taxonomy places the organism in Eukaryota, Ciliophora, Heterotrichea, Heterotrichida, Blepharismidae.